UAUAUACCAGUAGCAUUAAUGUCCGUCAUGAAUCGUUUAUUUCUGUUCUUUAUGUUUGGAUAUUUGUAUACAGUAUCGCAAGCGCAAACUUUGCAAGAUUCGAAAAAUGUCCUCACUUAUAUCAUGAAUGGAUAUGAAAAACAUCUUCUUCCGAAGGAAAACGCAUCAAGUCCUGUCGAAGUCAAACUCGGGUUUUGUCUGUUUACUGUAAAUGGUUUUAAUGGUGUCGACGAAACGUUAUCUUUGACUGGCGGACUUUCUAUGAGAUGGAAUGACGUCUCUUUACAAUGGAACCCAGCAAGUUAUGGCGGUGUUACUAAUCUUGUUUUAGACAACUCAAAAAUAUGGCAUCCUUAUAUCUUUCUCGUGAAUUCUCCAAAUGAAAUGAAACCAUUCGGUUACGACACAAACAACGUUCUUACUGUUUAUAGUUUUGGAAUGGUGGCAUGGUUUCCCGGUGGCGUGUUGAAUGCAAAAUGCUCUACAGACUUUACAAAAUUUCCGUUUGACACACAAGUCUGUACUCUGGAAUUUCAACCAUGGGGAACAUCAGCUCUGGAUAUCACAUUAUCUCCGCUUUUCGACUAUGUAAUAAUGGAUUACUUCUCAACAAACUCUGAUUGGAUAGUAAAAAGUCGUUCGUAUGUGGAGGUGACUUCUAUAUACUCCAUAAAGUUUAACGUUGAAGUAACUUUAACACGUCGUCCACUUUACUAUGCUGUAAUGUUAGUUGUACCGACUUUAUCGUUCUGUAUUCUGAAUCCAUUAGUGUUCGUGUUGCCGCCAGACUCAGGAGAGCGUGUAUCUUAUGCAGUGACUAUCCUAUUAUCAUAUGCUAUAUUUUUGACAAUUGCUUUGUCGUCGCUUCCAACAUCAUCUGACCCCUUGUGCACUCUCCUGCUUGUCAUGAUACUCAUUAUAGCGAUCAGUGGUAUGAUAGUAAUAUUUGUAAUCAUAUCAAUGCGUUACUACCACACAGAAACAUUCAAGCCGGGAAAGUUAGCUGCGUGUCUGAUAAAAGUUUCAAGGUGUACGAAUAAAGUCCAAGAUGCUGUGAUAGAAUAUGAGAAAGACGACACACUAGAUUUAAAAUACAAUAUUUCAGGAAAAGAAUAUGCCCAUCUCCUGGAUCGAUUCUUCAUGACUCUAUCGUACUUUUUACUCAGUAUGUUCCUUGUCAUGUACAUUUGUGUUGUUUUUAUGUAAAACAAAAAAAGGGGGUGGAAUAUUCGUAGUAUUAGAAGUAUGUCAGUUUCAGCCUACAGCGCAUUACAAUGUAUCUGAAUAUAAAAAAAGAUCCGGAAGAUGUCAUAUUGGGGCCCUUUAUAGUUUGGUGUUAGCCAAAGCUCCGUGUUGAAGGCCGUACUUAAACUUAUAAAUGUUUACUUUUUGCACACUGUGACUGUGAUUGAGAGUUGUCUCAUUGUCACUCACACCACGUCUUCUUUUUGGCAAAGCAAUAAUCAACGAAGGACGAUGCAAAAAAUUUAAGAUUUGCCCAGAUAUCCGUUAGCAGAAAAACCGAAUAAGGUACAUUUCCAACAGCACCACUGGUUCUAGUCUGAUGUCCAGUAAUAACAAUUUUAUUUCAAAUUUAACAUGAUUAUCUAUUUUUUUUAUCCUCGACAAUGAAAUAUAAUUUGAGAUGUAAUAAAUGGUUCAUAAAUCAACGAAAAUUAAUGAGCGAAAUCAAAUAUUCAGCUAUAAAACCAUUUAAAUAGUUAAAACUAAUAUUUUUAUAAUAGCUCUUAAAAAAACAAUUAAACCGUGUCUACUUCUAACACGUGUUAUUAAGUUUGGACGUCAACUUUAUGUAAGCUCUACGAAUAAAACACUUAUAUGAUUUAUUUAUUGUUAGCAUACGUUAUAUACUAUAAAUGUCCGCCAUGUGACUUGGAAUCAUUUAUUUUUCCGACGUAGUCGGUAUAGUUUUGGUUUGUGACCUUUGAAGAGGGGGGGGCAAGGGGUUUAACUGUUAUGCUGUUAUGGGGCAUUUUAAUUCUUUGUUAUCUGUUAUUCUGAAAAUAUAUUUACUGUUAGCUGUUAUUGUCUAAUUCUUUGUUAGCUGUUAUAGAUAUAGGAAGAUGUGGUGUGAGUGCUAUAGGACUAUUUUCUAUUUUGUUUUCUGUUAUUGUGAAAAUCUAUUUGCUGUUAACUGUUAUUGAAAAUUUUAAUGUUAGCAUUUUGACAGCCAAUUUACCGUAUAAAUUGAAGCUAAUUAAAAAUUGUGAUUUGAAUGGAUAAUAGUCUCAUUGGCACGCUUACCACAUUUUCUUACAAUGUAUAACUAUUAUGGUCUUUCUACUGGUGAUAUCGGGUGGCCCUGUAUUUGCAGAAGAAUUUCAGUAACAUACAUCACAUAAACAUAUAAAAUCAAUUGG
This is a messenger RNA of Mytilus trossulus (common blue mussel), 2381 nucleotides long. RefSeq names its product acetylcholine receptor subunit alpha-1-B-like. Gene Ontology annotation, molecular function: transmitter-gated monoatomic ion channel activity involved in regulation of postsynaptic membrane potential; excitatory extracellular ligand-gated monoatomic ion channel activity; transmembrane signaling receptor activity. The coding region runs from base 19 to 1206 and encodes 395 amino acids. Gene Ontology annotation, biological process: signal transduction; regulation of membrane potential; monoatomic ion transmembrane transport. The record is from RefSeq and is a predicted model, not a curated record. NCBI's taxonomy places the organism in Eukaryota, Metazoa, Mollusca, Bivalvia, Mytilida, Mytilidae. The transcript has a single exon. Gene Ontology annotation, cellular component: plasma membrane; neuron projection; synapse.